CUUUAUGACAAACGGAUGGAUGCAUCCAUUUAGUGCAUUUCUCUAUGGAUACUAUUAUUUAAAGGUUUUAUGUUUUAGAAAACACAUCUGUGUUUUCAUGGAAACAAGACAUUUCUGCUAAAUCAUAUGACUUCAUGUUUUGUCUAGGACAGUGCAGACCGAUCUUGUCAAAGUGACGGACUGGCGCAGGAAUAUAUUCACUUGUCAGAAGUGAUCAGUUAUUCACUUGUCACUGUCCCGUUACGAAGUGAACUAUUUGUGUUCGUAUUUUCGAGCGGCUAAAAUGUAUCACCCUGUAAGGACGCGCGACCGAAAGCUCAGGGGAGCUGACUGAGGGCUGACUGCUGUAGAAUACGCCAUCUCUACAUCAUCAAGACUUACAAUACAGAGAGAGCCUAAUUGGAAGGUAUCUAUAUCUCCCUGUAUGACAGCUACUACAUCCCCCCCCCAACUCAAUGAAGCAACUUUUAUAUCUGAUAAACACUCUCUCUCCGUCUCUCCCAUUUGUUAUACCACUCCAUCAGUUUAUUUUCUGUCUCUCCUCUCAUGUCCGUCACUCUUUAUCUAUAAUCUUCUCACUCCUGCUACCUUCAUCCCUCCUCCUCAUCCGAUCUCACGUGUCUCCUAAUAAAUGAUAUCAAAUCAACACCAGGGCCACCGUUGCCAUUCCUCCCAUUCAAGAGUGCAGUACGGUACUGCACACCACAGUGCGCAAAUCGUCACUAGAGUUAAGGACGACAAGGCCUGGCGCUCGCACCAUUGCGCAAUGAAAAUCAAAUACUAAAGAGGCGAGUGUACUAGCAUAGUGUUCUGUUCGUGUUAAGAAAUGCUACACACUGUGUAAAGGAGUAGUUCUCGGCGUGUGUUGUUCAGAGUUUCUCUGCUCUAAAACGAGUUAUGCAGGUGCUGUUGAUACGAUUUUACAGUACGGCACUUGGGAGCUUUACGUGAGGCUUUCUCUUUUCGGGAAUAAUUAAAUAUCAGGUUGUAAUAACAGGUGGGACCGUGCUGCUACUGUAAAAUCUUGUAAUUUAUUUGACCUAUCAUUUGCCCUACAUAUCACAGCUGUUUUCUCUCUGUAGUGUAAGUACAGUAUGGGGAUAGAGAUGGAAUAGGGGCGCAAAAAGACAGUUUGUUCACAUGUAUAUGUAUGCGACACCAUGGUGUCAUUACCACCGUAACGGUAGCCUUAAUUUCGAAAGCUUUGACCUUGACAUGCUUAAAGGGGAGGUCAAUUGAUUUUAGAAGUUAUUAUUAAAAUCGCGCACACGCUUAAAGGGAAUUGAUUCCCAAUAGGGCGAUACCCAAUAGGGCGAUACCCAAUAGGACGAUACACAAUAGGGCGAUACACAAUAGGGCGAUACCCAAUAGGGCGAUACACAAUAGGGCGAUACACAAUAGGGCGAUAUACAAUAGGGCGAUACCCAAUAGGGCGAUACACAAUAGGGCGAUACACAAUAGGGCGAUACACAAUAGGGCGAUACACAAUAGGGCGAUACACAAUAGGGCGAUACACAAUAGGGCGAUACACAAUAGGGCGAUACACAAUAGGGCGAUACACAAUAGGGCGAUACACAAUAGGGCGAUACACAAUAGGGCGAUACACAAUAGGGCGAUACACAAUAGGGCGAUACACAAUAGGGCGAUACACAAUAGGGCGAUACACAAUAGGGCGAUACACAAUAGGGCGAUACACAAUAGGGCGAUACACAAUAGGGCGAUACACAAUAGGGCGAUACACAAUAGGGCGAUACACAAUAGGGCGAUACACAAUAGGGCGAUACACAAUAGGGCGAUACACAAUAGGGCGAUACACAAUAGGGCGAUACACAAUAGGGCGAUACACAAUAGGGCGAUACACAAUAGGGCGAUACACAAUAGGGCGAUACACAAUAGGGCGAUACACAAUAGGGCGAUACACAAUAGGGCGAUACACAAUAGGGCGAUACACAAUAGGGCGAUACACAAUAGGGCGAUACACAAUAGGGCGAUACACAAUAGGGCGAUACACAAUAGGGCGAUACACAAUAGGGCGAUACACAAUAGGGCGAUACACAAUAGGGCGAUACACAAUAGGGCGAUACACAAUAGGGCGAUACACAAUAGGGCGAUACACAAUAGGGCGAUACACAAUAGGGCGAUACACAAUAGGGCGAUACACAAUAGGGCGAUACACAAUAGGGCGAUACACAAUAGGGCGAUACACAAUAGGGCGAUACACAAUAGGGCGAUACACAAUAGGGCGAUACACAAUAGGGCGAUACACAAUAGGGCGAUACACAAUAGGGCGAUACACAAUAGGGCGAUACACAAUAGGGCGAUACACAAUAGGGCGAUACACAAUAGGGCGAUACACAAUAGGGCGAUACACAAUAGGGCGAUACACAAUAGGGCGAUACACAAUAGGGCGAUACACAAUAGGGCGAUACACAAUAGGGCGAUACCCAAUAGGGCGAUACACAAUAGGGCGAUACACAAUAGGGCGAUACCCAAUAGGGCGAUACACAAUAGGGCGAUACCCAAUAGGGCGAUACACAAUAGGGCGAUACCCAAUAGGGCGAUACCCAAUAGGGCGAUACACAAUAGGGCGAUACACAAUAGGGCGAUACGCAAUAGGGCGAUACACAAUAGGGCGAUACGCAAUAGGGCGAUACACAAUAGGGCGAUACCCAAUAGGGCGAUACACAAUAGGGCGAUACACAAUAGGGCGAUACACAAUAGGGCGAUACACAAUAGGGCGAUACACAAUAGGGCGAUACACAAUAGGGCGAUACACAAUAGGGCGAUACAUAUCCCGCUACAUAUCUAUCAGAAGCUCCAUACAAUACAACCACUAGAUAUCCGUGUUAGAGAUAUUAGCGAUGGUGAUUGAAUACAACAACUAGAUAUCUUUGUUAUCAUCUAGUCACCAUGCUUCUUGAAAUGCAGUCUGAGAGAGAAGUGUUCGUGGAAUAUUUGAAAAAAAAUAUUUUUUUUAAAAAGGUUAUAUUUAAAUAAGGCUAAGCAAGAUAUCAGGGACACCACUGUCAAUGUCAUUCCUGGUUUUUCACUAUGAAUGUUAAAUAAUAACUCUAAAAAAAAUGAUAUUUUCACAUUUUUUUUGUGAAAACGAUAGAAAAGCAUGGGCCUGCCGGGUGGCCAAACCAUCCUGUACUUCGUGGCCCUCAUCACUGUGGCCAUCGGUGAGGUGCUCCUCAUCAUUGGACUGGCCACUCCAGAGUGGACAGCAGCUGACUCCAAAUUGUUAGAUGUGCACCUCUCCAAAGGACUGUGGCAGCUGUGUGCAUCCGGGACCUGCAGGUCAAUAGGACCCAACAAGGCAGGUAAGAAAACAAUCAUUUGGGAGGGAAAUGUGGAAACAAAGUCUGAUGUGACUGGUCCCUCCACUGGGAUGCCGCGAUGGAGUGAUCAGUGUGCCGCAAUCAGGUGAUCAGUGUGCCGCGAUGGAUUGAUGAGUGUGCCGCAAUCAAGUGAUCAGUGUGCCGCGAUCGAGUGAUUAGUGUGCCACGAUGACGGACCGGAUAAAGCAAGGCCAUUGUAGUAUUGCUUCCGUGAAGUGUGUAAUUCUGUCGAGUGUAAAAUACCGUUCAAAAGAGGCACAGCUGAAGAAUUCUAUUUAUAGGUUAUAGUUUACAGUUCAAGCCCCACCCUAGACAAGCAUGGGACUCGUUAACCUUGGAUGACAAAUCAUCUAAGAGAAGGAAAACUCUGAAAUCAAACCAGGCGAGGAAGUCCCGUAGGCGGUAUGACAUGGACACAAUGAAAAUUCUGACAACUCCUGUGACGUGGAACUCUUAAGAGCACAGUUAGAUGCAAGACACACUGCUGGUCAUCUACUGCAUCCUGGUCUACUCCCAGUUGUCUUGACUGAGUCUUGCCUUCGGACCAAAUAGGCAAGGACGAGAGAGUGAGGCUGACGAACUGACAACUCUCCUACACUUGAAACAAAACACAGCUCAAGUCAAAGCUAUUACCCAGGUCGAAGCCCUGGUCAACUUUGCGUGCUAAGGACAAACACUAGCCAUUUCAGAAAGUACACUAUACGGACUGACUGAAAGUAGACUAUACGGACUGACUGAAAGUACACUAUACGGACUGACUGAAAGUACAUUAUACGGACUGACUGAAAGUACACUAUACGGACUGACUGAAAGUACACUAUGCGGACUGACUGGAAGUACAUUUUGCGGACUGACUGAAAGUACACUAUACGGACUAACUGAAAGUAGACUAUACGGACUGACUGAAAGUACACUAUACGGACUGACUGAAAGUACAUUAUACGGACUGACUGAAAGUACACUAUACGGACUGACUGAAAGUACACUAUGCGGACUGACUGGAAGUACAUUUUGCGGACUGACUGAAAGUACACUAUACGGACUGACUGGAAGUACACUUUACGGACUGACUGAAAGUACACUAUACGGACUGACUGGAAGUCACACUCCCACACACCCUCGCUAACGUACAUACAGUCACACUCUCACACACCCUCGCUAAACAUACAAUCACACACCCACACACCCACGCUAAUGCUAAGUUUUUUGACUGAUAACAUAACAAGAACGACUAAUAACUAUAAACGAAUUGAUUUAUAAUGCUAAGCCUAAGACUGGGUACUGGGUGAUGUUGAAGUUUAUUCAGGUCCGGUCUGUUAUGCGUUCCCAGGCUCCCGUUCCUGCUGUCUCGCACCACACACGCGGCAAUACUGUGUCCCGCACCACACACGCGGCAAUACUAUGUCCUGCACCACACACGCGGCAAUACUGUGUCCUGCACCACACACGCGGCAAUACUGUAUCCUGCACUCUGCUCCGGAUAAUGAUAAUCUUGCGAUGCAUGUACUUGUCAACAGUCGAUCUGUAUGAAACAACGCACCUAGUUGAGUGGGGGAGUCCAAGGUUAUCUCCCUUAAGAUAACUUGUUGAUGGGAUCUUUGGAGGUCAGAGUGCUCAACAACUAAAGCAGAAAUGAACGUAACUGCAGUGGAGUAAACUGAAACUACACUGGCUAAAAAUAAGAAUUUUAAAACAUUGUAUCAGAUAGUCUAGUAGGAUAACAUGAUAGUAUGAUAUAAAUUAUUGAAUGAAUCAUAAGGCGGUCUGAUAUAUUUUAUAGCUCCUAUUAUUGUAAUUCCCACAUGCCAUUUACCUAAAAUUUUCUCUCUUUUGUUUCCGCCCAGCUAGCCUAGAAGUAUGCCAAGCAUUUACCCUGCUCGCCAUGGUAGAGGGACUCUUCUGUAUCGGCCUCUUCGUACUACACGUUGUGCUGCCGAUCAUGGGCAAACAGUCCCAUCGACUACUUCCCCGUGUCGCCAUGGCAACAAGCGUCAUAGCACGUACGUUAAGAAUGCCUACCAGUAGUUGAAUGCAUCAAUUCGCUGUCAACUCGUGGCCGUUUCUUAUAUAGGAUUAGGUCAUUAUUUCGUUCACUGGGACUAUUGAACCAAAUAUAUUUUGGUUUGACUUACCAAUACAGAUAAACUAUAAUCAAUUUCUAAAAUAAUUAUCAAAUUAUUUUUUGUCACUAUUUAAAGAUAACAUUUCUUAAACGCUUUUCAUAGUCGGUUGAUUUGUCGCUCUCUUCACAUGUUGAUUUGUCGCUCUGUUCACCUGUUGAUUUGUCAUUCUGUUCACCUGUUGAUUUGUCACUCUGUUCACUUGUUGAUUUGUCACUCUGUUCACCCUUUGCUUUGUCACUCUGUUCACCUGUUGAUUUGUCACUCUGUUCACCCGUUGAUUUGUCACUCUGUUCACCUGUUGAUUUGUCACUCUGUUCACCUGUUGAUUUGUCACUCUGUUCACCCUUUGAUUUGUCACUCUGUUCACCCGUUGAUUUGUCACUCUGUUCACCUGUUGAUUUGUCACUCAGUUCACCUGUUGAUUUAUCACUCUGUUCACCUGUUGAUUUGUCACUCAGUUCACCUGUUGAUUUGUCACUCAGUUCACCUGUUGAUUUGUCACUCUGUUCACCUGUUGAUUUGUCACUCUGUUCACCUGUUGAUUUGUCACUUUUUUCGCUGGUUCAUUCGUUGUGACAUCGUGCAUCUCAAUUUUGACCCACUUCCCGAGGCCCAGAUAAGCUAAAUCUUUGUACACUUACCCACCUCCGAUGACAAUAAAAGCUUUCAUGAUCAGAAGGUCACCAGUGACCUCCACCUAACCUUCAGUGACCUCCACCUAACCAUGAGUGACCUCCGCGAGUCAAAUCUUUCAUCACAAUUUUCACCCACUUCCUGAUAUCCAAUGGACAGAAAAUUUGGACCCUUACCCACAUCCGAUCCAAAACCCAAUAAUAAUAAUGUAAUGUUGAGUGACCUCCAUUCACCCUUGAAGUGCCAACUGAGCCGAGGUUGUGUGACUUGACGAAUUCAAUGUGGCAACCGUGCUUACCUUUACCUGGCGGCCAGCAGGUGUCAUGUGACCCAAUCGUUCAAUCGUUACGUUAAAGAUUUGUUCAUCGUGGAAAUGGAAAUGUGAGUUUCUCACAGCUGCCGCGCAUGACGGUUGUAUGCUCCCAUCGAAUGUGACCUUGACCACGUGGAAUGAACUAUAGGCAAUACCGCUGCGAGCACGCCUUUGUGAUUUGCAAAGAAUGUUGAGUUCAUGGGCGGCCCUACCAUUACUUUUUUUUUUUUUUAAAUGUCAAGCAACUAACUGUAAAAAUGUAAUGUUUUGGGUUUUAUUUAUGUUACAUUCUCAGGACAUUUUUGGGAAAUAUUGUUUUAAACCGUAUUUGUAGUUUCAUGUUUUGUCUUUUCAUUCUUGUUAUUGAUAGUUAUUUAAGGGAAAAAAAUUAGAAUAUCAAAACUAAAAUAAUAAAGAGCCAUUUCGGGCGAGAAAUUUUGAGGAAGAGAGAAGUCGUUACAAAACUGUACCAUCAAUAUGUAUCCGUGAAGAGAGUUGAGAAGUCGUUACAAAACUGUACCAUCAAUAUGCAUCAGUGGAGAGAGUUGAGAAGUCGUUACAAAACUGUACCAUCAAUAUGCAUCAGUGGAGAGAGUUGAGAAGUCGUUACAAAACUGUACCAUCAAUAUGCAUCAGUGGAGAGAGUUGAGAAGUCGUUACAAAACUGUACCAUCAAUAUGUAUCCGUGAAGACAGUUGAUUUGACAGUUCUAAAAAUAGACCUUACUAGAUCCAAUUUCUAUCCGAGCCUGCCGUAAGAAACCAUCAAGAAGGCUUUGUCAGAAACCGGAAACCGGUUCAAAUGCGAAUUCCUCCUUACACGGGUAAUCAGUUGGCCGGGGUGGUUGGGGAGGUGGUGGUGGUGGUGGUGGUGGGAAUGAUAUUUAAAUUUCUCCGCAAGAACAAAGGAACGUUCGUUAAAUAGAUGAGCGGUUCCCUAAUGGGGCCGUCACGUGAUUUUUUUUGACUAGGUUUGAUCCCCCGUGCCCCCAAUCCCCUUGUCACGCCCUGUCACACUCUGUCACAAAUCUUUGAUUCCCACCCCAUAAAAUACGUCACAUUAGAGAUCUCAAAUAAGAAAUUGAAAAUUAACACUUAAAAUACACUACUAAAUGUGUUAAAAGUGACAUCUUCUGUUAGAAUACAUCCAUCGCAAUCAGUUAAACAGCAGAGUUGAUUUCAGUUUUUCAUUAUUUCGGGUCACAAACUGUCACACUUUCUUAGACUCCCCCCCUCCCCCCUCCCUGGGUAAGGUACUUUAUGGGCCACCCCCUUUUCUUGUUUUUGUUACUAGUGGCAUUCAGCUAUGUCAUGGACACACUCGAAAGAACGCCGUAAGAUCAAACGAUUGAAUCAAGAGAUCAAAGUGUCCCGUAAGAUCAAACGAUUGAAUCAAGAGAUCAAAGUGUCCCGUAAGAUCAAACGAUUGAAUCAAGAGAUCAAAGUGUCCCGUAAGAUCAAACGAUUGAAUCAAGAGAUCAAAGUGUCCCGUAAGAUCAAACGAUUGAAUCAAGAGAUCAAAGUGUCACUGGAAAUGCUUUCCUCAUUUAUUGGCACCUAAACAAAAUUUAAUUUCAUUAAAAAAAAUGCAUCGCCAUUUGAAAGAGCUCAAAGUGUUUUGUCCAUUACAUUUAAAAAUAGAUUGUUUUGAAAUCCUUUAUAUUAACUUUGCUUUUGUUUGUGGCUGGGUAGCUGACAUGACCUUCCGCCGACUAACUGACCCACUUCCCGUCAACCGAUCGAGCUGAAACUUGGCACAUAGACUCAUUACCGAUGACUACACAUUCUUUCAAACGUUCAUCGCCAAACCCCCACCCCCCCACCCCCCUCACCAAAUGCUCGAUAUUACAUUUUAUAAUGGAAAAUAGAUGUUUAACAAAUCUCUUUUGCAAAUUAUUUCACUGUAAAAUGUGUUAUAAAAUUUUGAUUUUUGAAUAAAUAUAUUGUUUCAGUGGCUUGUGACGUCGUCAGCCUGAGCGUGUGGGGCGCCAAGCACUACACUGCGGACGGCAUCAACUACCUGGGGUAUUCCUUCAUUUUAACCCUAGUGGGGAGCAUCGUCGUGGCCAUCGGGGGCGUCGUGGGGUGGCUGUGUGCCAGGCGCUCCCCAUCAUCGUCAGUGGCGUGACCUACCUUCGAGGCAACGGGCAUGGGCGUCUUCAUUGGCCGUCACCAUCUUCUCAAACUGACCAACGAACGGAGAAUCUUUGGCGUAUUAAGGAAAGCUGUCACAUUAUUUUUACAUUGGGGAAAUGAGUCAAAUUAUUUUUACAUUAUUUUUCAUGGAUUUCUUCUUCAUAUUUGAGUCGCCUUACGAUGUGCUACCGCCCUACCUACAGUGUGGCCAUUACCCGGGGCGAAGCCUAAAAAUGGCGCCCCUCCACCCCUUGUUUUCAGCAAUAAAUUAUAUGUGAUAUAGGGCCAUUUAUAAAUAUAAAUAUAUAGAUAGUUUUGUCGCCCCAGCCCUGAUAUUGGGGGGGGGGGAGGGGCUCUUGCCCCUUUGACCCUCCUCGCACCAUCCUGCACAUGGCUAGUCCCUCAUUCAGUCUCAAUGGAUCAGUCAGCCCUUGAUUGUCCUGCUCAGGUUUGGACAACUUUUUGUAAUCUCACUUUUGUGCCGUGGACACUCUAGGUGUGCUACAUUUGACUCAAUUUUUUUACAUCAAUUAAUUUGACCGCCUGGAGGGACGAGGAGAGGGGAGAUCAUCGCUGAAACGCCAACACCACGACAAGGAAGGUAAUACAAGAACAUUGAAGAGCUCAAAUAUCUGAACCUUGAAGGUUUUAUUGAACAAUAGGUUUGGGCUGUUUGUAGCCAGCCAGUAAAUGGCGUCACACACCUA
Messenger RNA from Lymnaea stagnalis (great pond snail), 9252 nucleotides. The record is from the annotation of a GenBank genome assembly. NCBI's taxonomy places the organism in Eukaryota, Metazoa, Mollusca, Gastropoda, Lymnaeidae.